Miscanthus lutarioriparius is the source of this 552-nucleotide messenger RNA. The record is from the annotation of a GenBank genome assembly. Lineage: Eukaryota; Viridiplantae; Streptophyta; Magnoliopsida; Poales; Poaceae.
AUGGAGCAAUCGGCAGCUGCACCUCCCCGGCAAGCCGCUGCGGCAGAGGCGGCAGCGGCAAAGAAGAAGCCGACGACGCUCCUCGACGCGUACGAGGUGGAGUGCAUCCGGCGGGAGCUGCAGCGGCUCGUCCUGAAGCACAACCAGAGCGCCGCCGGGGGCGACACCGGCACCGCGCCGGGCGCGCACGCGCACGGCCACCGCCACAACAACGUCGGCGGCCACCUCCACCACCAUCGCGUGAGCAGCGCGAAGAAGGCGACGAGCGCCAACAGAGUCAGCCCGUCGCCAUCGCCGUCGCUAACGCCGCCGCCGCCGCCGCCGGGGCCCAAGAAGGACCGCCGCCACGGGGUGCGGCUGCUGGGGCGGCACGCCGUCGCGAUCUGCGGCGGCACCGUGCGCUUGGCCGCCGCCGCUCCCGUAAGCGGCAGAGGGCGGCGCGCCAUGUUGAUAUGCAGCGGCACCACCACCGCGCCCGUGGGCUGCGUUGCCGUGGGCGUCGACGGCAGGAGGCGGCCGCGCGGGGGCUACCGGGAGGUGGAAAAGGUGUAG